Bombus pyrosoma is the source of this 5884-nucleotide messenger RNA. Its product is annotated as protein groucho-like. The transcript is spliced from 13 exons. The record is from RefSeq and is a predicted model, not a curated record. The coding region runs from base 895 to 3258 and encodes 787 amino acids. Lineage: Eukaryota; Metazoa; Arthropoda; Insecta; Hymenoptera; Apidae. Gene Ontology annotation, cellular component: nucleus; transcription regulator complex. Gene Ontology annotation, molecular function: protein binding; transcription corepressor activity. Gene Ontology annotation, biological process: negative regulation of canonical Wnt signaling pathway; regulation of DNA-templated transcription.
ACCAUCCCCACCACUUGUUCGUCCAUCAGUCGCUCCGAGGCCGUUGUACAGAGAGGUUUGUUCUUGUUGUCCGUCUGUGCGUUUAACGUUUAGUGUUUCGCCUUCACGUUGCGACCGCCGAUUUCGUCCGAUCGGUGCGCUUCCCGGCUUUUUAAUUCCCACACGCGCUGUUGUAUCGGUACCAGAGGAGUUUUCUUGCGUAGCAACGGAAUAGACGUGUGCGUGCUAGUGUUAGUAAACUUAACCUCAAAGUGUGGCGGCGGGCCACUGUUCCAGUCGUAAACAAGCAAAGUGUAGUGUCUCUGUGUGAUGGUGUUCCAAUAUUGAGGAAGUGAAGCCGUGAAUACCAGAAGAAGGAGAAGCAGUUUUCCUUCUUUCGUUUAAUCCGAAAGAAAAGGAAGCUUUACUCGGCGUAUUCUUAUCGCGGUUCUCGCCCUGUUUUACCGACCGGAUAAAGGGCACGCCACGCUCUCCGUGCCCAACGGGAUUCUUCGUGGCGUCGGCGUCACGUUUAACCUCGAUGAACGUAGAAGGCGGGUCGAAAUAAGUGGUGACAGUAGAGUAGUUGUCGUUCGGAAAGGUGAAGUUACAUGUUAUCGAUGAGAAUGCGGUAGUUGCGGAUGGCAAACACACCGAUGGAUCAUCUUUGUGCAUCCGAGGCGGGGACCUUCUUGAUCGAAUCGCGUCGACAGAACCGCGGACAGAGCCGUGCUGAAGUUCGUUCGUCCUCGUAGCCCACGCGGGCGAUUUGAAUCGAAGUGUUUUUGUUUAUCGUUGUUGUUGUUAUUUAUUGUCGUUAAUAUGUUGCGUGACAUGAAGCAUACCGCUUACGUGUUUUAAAAACACAUAUAGAGGUGUUUGUAUUUUGUACUAGUUUGAAACCAUACAAAAAACAUGUAUCCCAGUGCUGGAAUCAACGCUGCUGCUGUGGCUGCCGCCGCUGCUGCUAGGCAUCCGGGUCCACCGCAACCCGGCCAGCAAUAUAAAUUCUCGAUCGGCGAGUUGUGCGAUCGUAUCAAGGAGGACUUCAACUUUCUUCAGACACAAUAUCACAGUAUUAAAUUGGAGCUGGAGAAACUCGCCCAGGAGAAGACCGAGAUGCAGCGCCACUACGUUAUGUAUUACGAGAUGUCGUACGGGCUGAACGUGGAAAUGCAUAAACAGACAGAGAUAGCGAAGAGGUUAAACGCCAUAAUUGCUCAGAUCCUGCCGUUUCUCUCCCAGGAACACCAACAACAAGUCGCUACUGCUGUUGACAGAGCCAAACAAGUGACCAUGACCGAACUCAACGCCAUUAUCGGGCAACAAAGGCCAGACUUGCCAAGGAUUCUUCAGCAGGUGCAUGCCCAGCAGCUACCACCAGGUGCAGCGAUGGGUCCACAUCCAGGUAUACCUGGACUUCCUGGACUUGGUCCUGGAGCAGGACUUCCUGUUCCUACGUCAGCCUCCGCUGCUCUUCUCGGAUUAGGUAUUCCACCGGGUGCGGCAGCAACUGCUGGAGGGACAGCUGCUCAUCCUCUCUCGAUGUUGACCAAACCAGACCUUCAUCGAGGUCAACCCGACGACCUGAAGCACAAUGGAGGUCUUAACCCGGCGGAGGAGAGGCAUAGAAGUUCGAUAUCGCCGGCGGAACGCGAAAAAUACAGUAGGCCGCGAUCACCCGAUCCCCAGCAUCACGAUCACCUGCCAUUGAAGAAGAUGAAAAAGGAACAAGAUAAAGACAUAGGCCAUCAAAGCGAUGGUGAAAAGAGCGACCAGGACUUGGUGGUAGACGAUGCCAGCGAAGGGCCAACGAGCCCGACGGCGAAUGGCACAGCGUCUCCUAGGGAGAAUGGCCUUGACAAACUCGGUCCAUCUUCGGUGCCUUUGAGCAGCCAGGUUAAGAAAGAAGUGCCACCACCGUCGCCGAGGAGUGGUACCAGCAGCAACGCGAGUACACCUUCGGCUAAGAAGAUGGAGGAACGAGAAAAACCCACCACACCGAUCUCGAAACCUGUCACACCCACGUCUGCAGGUGGUAGCAGCUCCGGCUCUGGUGGUCUGAAACCAUCGAGUUCCAGCAAACCACUGGUCUCGGCUUCGGCGGUCGGCCCUUAUCCGCCACACUAUCCGCCGCCACAUCAUCCACCCGCAGGACCUCAUGUGGACGUGCUGGGUUAUCCUUCGGCCCUGAAUGGAUAUCCCGCAAGACCGCCUCUUCAGCAACUCUACGAUCCUCACGGAAGCAUGAGGGCACCUCUUGGACCUCUCGGUGUACCCGGUGGCAAACCUGCGUAUAGUUUCCACGUAUCGAGUGAAGGCCAGAUGCAGCCGGUUCCGUUCCCUCACGAUGCUCUAAUUGGACAAGGAAUACCGCGUCAUGCGCGCCAGAUAAAUACCCUGACACACGGCGAGGUGGUGUGCGCGGUAACGAUCUCGAAUCCGACUAAAUACGUUUACACCGGUGGCAAAGGAUGCGUCAAGGUCUGGGACAUCAAUCAGGGCGGCAGCGGUAGCGCGAAACACGUUUCGCAGCUUGAUUGCCUGCAACGAGACAACUACAUCAGAUCGGUGAAACUACUACCAGAUGGAAGGACACUCAUCGUAGGUGGUGAAGCAAGCAACCUGAGCAUCUGGGAUCUGGCGAGUCCAACGCCAAGGAUCAAAGCUGAAUUGACGUCGAAUGCGCCAGCGUGUUAUGCUUUGGCAAUUUCACCGGACUCGAAAGUCUGCUUCAGCUGUUGCAGCGAUGGUAAUAUCGCUGUUUGGGAUAUACAGAACCAGUCUUUGCUCAGACAAUUCCAAGGUCACACGGAUGGUGCAUCCUGCAUCGACAUCUCCGCGGAUGGUUCGAAACUGUGGACCGGAGGAUUAGACAAUACCGUACGCUCGUGGGAUCUUCGGGAAGGCAGACAACUUCAACAACACGAUUUUACCUCUCAAAUAUUUUCACUUGGUUAUUGCCCCACUGGCGAAUGGUUGGCAGUAGGAAUGGAGAAUUCAAACGUUGAAGUCUUACACGCCACGAAACCGGACAAAUAUCAGCUACAUUUACACGAGUCUUGUGUACUUUCUUUACGUUUCGCUACCUGCGGCAAGUGGUUCGUCUCAACUGGCAAGGACAAUUUACUGAACGCGUGGCGUACACCAUACGGUGCCUCGAUAUUCCAGUCGAAGGAGUCCUCGUCGGUGCUCAGUUGCGAUAUUUCUACGGACGACAAGUAUAUUGUGACUGGAUCAGGUGAUAAGAAAGCAACAGUAUAUGAAGUGAUAUACUGAACAGUCAGCUGGUCGAUACAUUUAAAGAUACUGAAUAUUAUCAAAUGUGUUACGGUUUUAUAACGUUGGUGCGUAGAAGAAACAAGCCUAAAGACAAGAAGAAAUCGAAGAAGCCUGUUUCAAGAAUUCCACGAAAAGACUAAGGGGACAAGAGUAUGCACUCUGCAAUGUGUAUUAUGAGAAGAAAAAAAAACAGUUCUUUUGUGAAUCGACGAAUGAUACGUUAGCGUGUGUUAUAUUUGUUAAAUUUGAAUCACGCGCAGCGGCUUCCGUGUUACAUGAGAGAGAGAGAGAGAAAGAGAAAGACCAGAGGAAGCUGCGAGCCGAACUGAAGUUACAUUAUAUAGAUAUAGAUAUAUAUAAAGGUGGCAGAACGUUUUAGAUAUUUAAGAUUGUAUAGAACAUAUGUUAUAAAUACGCUAAGAAAAUAUGAUGAAUGGGACUUUUAUGCGUGAUAUAAUGUUCGCUCGGAUGAUUGUGGUCCUCGUGUUCGACUUCGAGGCGAGAAGUCCCUUGUGUAAUAUGUUACUAAUGUAAUAUAGAAUUUUACGAUAAAAAGUUCGUGCGACUGUGAGAGAUGCAAAGUGAAAUGUUAUUGGCAUUUUCACCGCGCGUGAUGUCCUCGUGCUUUACUAUGAUCUACGAAAGAACGAACUGAGAUGCCUGAGAAAGAAAGAAAGAAAGAAAUGUACGUACGGAGCACACUACGAUUUAGGGUGUAGACCGAUCAAAGUAGGAAUGUGUGUGUUGUGUUACAGAAUUUUACAUAAAUAUACCGAACACACAACAAUGUAGAAGCAAGAACGUUUUAAUCCGAGGAUAGAAAACGUAGGUCUAUAUCGAAUCGAUGUAAUUUCGAUUGCGCUAAGAUGUGUAAAGGAAGCUGGAUUUCUUGCGCGAUCCUGAAUAUUUCCAUUACGAGGAAAAGUGUGUAAAAGGAAAAAAAGAGCGUAUCCCCGAAACUUUGUACUCAUAUAGAAAGUUCAGUUACGAAUAUUUUCGUUCUUUCGUUGCUGUUCUCUAUGUCGGUAUUACAGCUACCACUCGUAACUAUAUGUUCUGCGGUAACUGUGGGAAAUUGUGAAAGGCACGAAAGCAGGCUGACAGAAAAACAACAGUACGUUUGAUCUCUUCACUCAUUUUCUGUAGAAAACACGCGUAGAACAAACGGAAAAGUUUCAAGAGUUUCCCAUCGCACUGUAAUUGGUAUCGGUACCAAAAAAAAAUCGCUGUAUCCUUCACGGGGCACAAAUUUAUGAUACAUCGUAUCUCGUUCGCAUUGGAUCUCAAACCGAUUUUUGGUGGAAAAUUAUUUAUCGAAUCAAUUUAUCUACGUUUUACUAUAAAGAAUUUUAGUGCUAUUACAUGUUAAAAUAAAAUGUGAUCAUUGUUCUAAUAAUGAACUGUAUGUUCUACUGAUCUACUUGCGAUGAUCUAUUUGAAUUUUACUGGUUUUGAAUCUCUAUGAUUAGAUAUACAUGGUGAACUAUGUACGAUGUACUUUACUUAUUGUACCGUUCGCGAAGGAAUUAUAGUUUUACACUUGCGUAAAAAAAUUUAAACGUGUCCAAUGAAGAUUAAGAUUCGUUAGAAGAAUGAAACAUGAACUAUAAGAAGGUUCUCAUGAACGCGUAUCAUUACUGCCAUUACGAGGCAUCAACGCUAUUAUUCGUAUUUACGAAUAGAAUCAUGUGGACUACUUACGCUGUUAGACACGUUUCUUCACGAGAUAUUCAUGCAAGAAUAUUUUUGUGAGUGUCGCACACGGCUAUCCCAUAAGUUUAAUUUGUUAGCGACUCGAUCAACGAGAGACACACGUACAUUGUGACUGAUAGCGAUAUCAAAAGCAAAAGAAAAUAAAAUUGCGCCACGUACACGCGGUUAACGAUUUCUUCGAUGCCUGUGAGAACGGCGUAUAAAAUUGAUAGGGUACUAGGUAAUUAUUAUUCGGAUAUUCGACGGUAAAAGCAGGGGAUGCAUAAUGGAGAUUUAUAUUUUGUUACAGGAAGACAACACACGUUUUACAUUCGCUGUGAUCGUCGUAGAAUCGACGCUGUAUACUGCCGCGAGAAUAGAAAAAUUAAAAAAAUUAAUACGAAUUAUACGUCGCAAAAAUGAAAAAAAAGAUAUAGAAGAAACAUAGAAAAAAUAGAAGGAAAAAGAUGUAUAAAAAACAGAUAGAUUUUCGACGAGCACAGCUCCGAUGAUAGACCAAUAGAAACAACGAUACCUCAAGAAGACUCAAUAGUUAAUUAUCUCUUUAAUGGAUUAACUUGUACAGAAUCGAUAUUCUUUUACAGUGACUAAUUACGCAUACCCGCAUACAGUUGCAUACACACAUACAUACAGAUGAACUAGAAAGAACAGAGCGAAAUCGUGAUUCGAUAUCCGCAAUUUAAAAAGAAAAACUAAACAGCUCUCUGCCCCGCGUUUCAUUGGAUUGUGUCUCCGUGCUCGUAAUUUGCACUCCGUGUGUACGAAAGCGAUGAGAAAUAUGCGUUUCCAGCCAGAACAAGAAAAAACAAAAGACAAGUGUUAAUCCUUUCCAAGCACAGUUCAUGUUGUUCCUAUAGCUACGCGAAGAUUGUUUCUUUCGACAAUUAAAUCAUCUAUAUCUAUAUACAUA